Molecule: messenger RNA, 833 nt
Organism: Cylicocyclus nassatus
Lineage: Eukaryota; Metazoa; Nematoda; Chromadorea; Rhabditida; Strongylidae
Source: the annotation of a GenBank genome assembly
AUGUCUCUGGACAGUGCGAUCGACUCCAUAUACAGCAGGACAAAUUGGAGAAAGAAACGUUGCAUGUUUAGGACGAACGGAAUGAUGUUUUUUGUGGCUCAACUCCACUACGAACACAUCGUGCUCGCCGUUUUUCAACGAAAAAUUGUGACGCAUAACCAGAAACUUCCCAAAGAAAUGAAACUACUCAUCUUGGUAUUCGCCAUCCUAGCCAUUGUUGGUGCUGCGGAAGAAGAAAUCAAAUGCGAUGCAAAUAAGAAGUGUCCUCCCAAGUACGUCUGUUCUUCCGAUGGAACCUGUUUAUAUCGCUGUCCAACAUACGUGCCAGAAAGAGUUCCUACAGGAUGUAGGCUGAAAAAUUUCACGGACAGAAGAGGAUGCGAACGUGUAAAAAUAGGCUCGUCCUUCCAUCUUCGUCACUGUGCGCUGGUGCAGGUUACAACACAUAUUUCGCCAAGUGGAAUGACGCAAAGCGGACGUCAUCACAUGCGGCGGAAACCGUCGCGCAGCGUUGUGUGCCGUCCUGUGCCAGCACUGUGUCAUCACACGAUGAAACUGCUUGUCGUUGUCUGCGCCCUGCUGGCUUGCAACGUGGGCGAAAAAAUUAGUUGCGACGAGAAAACGCCAUGUCCUGCAGGAAAUGUUUGCAUUGAUCAGAUCUGUACUCGCUAUCGAUGCCCCAUGUAUGUACCAGCUAGACCUCGUCCAGGAUGCAGAGUGAAGGUGACCACCGACAAAAUGGGUUGCAAUCAUCCGAGUAUCAUUUGCGAUAAACAAAAUGUGAAGUAAAAGUGAAGUGCUGUGACGGUGAUGUAAUAAAGAUUACAAAAUUA